GCCUCGCAUACCCAUCAGCUCGCUCACCCUGGCACACUUAGCGUCCCUUACCCACCUUCUGAAUUCACCACACACUCUUGGCACAUUCUUUUCAACCUCAUCUUCUUUCACCUCUCGCUCGGCCGAAGAGCCAACCUUUUCCUUACUGUCCCAUUGGUCACCACAGACCAACCAUGUCCCUAGGGCAACUGAAAUUCCAGGCAGUGGGCGAGGAGGAUGAGGAGGACGAGGAGGAGAGCUUAGACUCUGUGAAGGCCCUGACUGCCAAACUUCAGCUACAGACCCGACGGCCCUCAUAUCUGGAGUGGACUGCCAGGGUCCAGAGCCGGGCCUGGUGCAGAGCCCAAGCUAGACCUGAGCCGGUGGGACCUGGGGCCAUCUGUGGCUUCGACUCCAUGGAUUCGGCGCUUGAGUGGCUCAGACGGGAGCUGCAGGAGAUGCGGGCUCAGGACCGGCAGCUGGCGGGGCAGCUGCUCAGGCUGCGGGCCCAGCUGCACCGACUGAAAGUGGACCAAGUCUGUCACCUGCACCAGGAGCUUCUGGAUGAGGCCGAGCUGGAGAUGGAGUUGGAGUCUGGGACGGGCCUGGCUCUGGCCCCACCGCUGCGGCAUCUGGGACUCACGCGCAUGAACAUCAGUGCCAGACGCUUCACCCUCUGCUGACAGCACUUGGGUGGUUCUGCAAGAUCUGGGGAGAAGGAAGGAAGAGGGACCCCAGAGGUUCUGGCGCCUGCUGGGGAGGAUGGGCACGGCUAGGUUUCUGAAUGCUGAAUUCAGAGAGCACAACGCUCCAGGAAGAGGAGGGAGAGAGGGAACUCGGGCCCCAAAUUUCUUAAUAAAAAAGCAUUGAAUCCCA
This is a messenger RNA of Rattus rattus (black rat), 855 nucleotides long. It is a transcript of the gene Fam167b, whose product is annotated as family with sequence similarity 167 member B. The transcript has 2 exons. The record is from RefSeq and is a predicted model, not a curated record. NCBI's taxonomy places the organism in Eukaryota, Metazoa, Chordata, Mammalia, Rodentia, Muridae. Bases 174 to 662 code for a protein of 162 amino acids.